AUGUCCUGUGAUGGUGGAGGAACUGUUGGGCACCCAACAUAUAACCUCUGUGGACAGGCUGAAGGCUCCGCUUCCCAGCUUAGCAGUCUGAGUGGGAACAGGAAAUCUGCAGCGUUGCUGGAAGUCAGGAGGAACCUAAGCAGUAUGCAGUAUUCUUCCGUGGCAGUGGAUACAGAAACCCUGGUGAAUAAUGGAUCUGGGAUUCCCCGCAACCCUGUGGAAGGCACAAAGGCUGCAGUCUUGACCGAAUGUGAAGCCCACAGACCCUGUAUAGCAAAGUGUUUCCAGAGCCGUUAUUUAACUAAAACUAGUACACAGGGAGAUGUCUACAACUUCUUGGAGAGGCCAAGUGGAUGGAAGUGUUUUAUCUAUCACUUUACUGUAUUUCUCUUGGUCCUGAUCUGUUUAAUAUUCAGUGUACUGUCUACUAUAGAGCAUUAUUCUGAAUUUGCCACUGGAACCCUUUUCUGGAUGGAAAUAGUGCUGGUUGUGUUUUUUGGUGCUGAAUAUGUGGUCCGAUUGUGGUCUGCAGGCUGCAGGAGUAAGUAUGUUGGCUUCCAGGGAAGAAUACGGUUUGCCAGAAAGCCAAUAUCAAUAAUCGAUCUAAUUGUUGUAGUUGCCUCAAUUAUUGUUCUGAGCAUAGGAUCUAAUGGACAGGUGUUUGCCACCUCUGCAAUAAGGGGGAUCCGGUUUCUCCAGAUACUUCGCAUGCUUCAUGUAGAUCGACAGGGUGGCACCUGGCGACUAUUAGGAUCAGUUGUUUUCAUACAUCGUCAGGAACUCAUAACCACGUUGUACAUUGGAUUCUUGGGUUUAAUUUUUUCAUCCUAUUUUGUUUAUCUUGCUGAGAAGGAUGCAGUUGAUGAAGAUGGAAAGACAGGUUUCUCCAGCUAUGCUGAUGCCCUUUGGUGGGGUGUGGUAACAGUCACAACAAUUGGUUACGGAGACAAAGUUCCCCAGACUUGGAUUGGGAAGACAGUAGCUUCCUGUUUUUCAGUAUUUGCUAUAUCUUUCUUUGCUCUGCCAGCGGGUAUUCUGGGGUCUGGUUUUGCCCUGAAAGUACAGCAAAAGCAACGUCAGAAGCAUUUCAAUAGACAAAUCCCAGCUGCAGCCUCUCUAAUUCAGACUCUAUGGCGGUGCUAUGCAGCAGAGAAAUCCUGCAGUUCUACAGCAACAUGGAAGAUCUAUGUUACAUCACCGGUGCAAAAUCCCAAAAAACCACCAGCGCCAUCUAGCCCUAGUCUGAGAAAACAGGCUAGAAGAUACAAAAGAAAAGGAAAACUAGGCUUUGGUAAUGGUUCUGCACCUAUAAUAAACCCAGGAGAGAAUUCCUUGUCUAUUCCACAGAUCACUUAUGAUCACAUUGAUGAGCAAGAAGGCAAAAAAGAGGUGUCUUUCUACAUUGAUGAACCAGGAGUGAAAAGACGUUUAGAUGGAAAUACCCAAGAAAUGUCACGGGCCAACAGCUUCACUGAUUACAUUGACCUUAUGUCAGAAGAGUCGCCACUGCCAGCUGUAUCCGAUGUGGCACA
Messenger RNA from Antrostomus carolinensis (chuck-will's-widow), 1532 nucleotides. Its product is annotated as potassium voltage-gated channel subfamily KQT member 1. Gene Ontology annotation, molecular function: voltage-gated potassium channel activity. NCBI's taxonomy places the organism in Eukaryota, Metazoa, Chordata, Aves, Caprimulgiformes, Caprimulgidae. The record is from RefSeq and is a predicted model, not a curated record. The annotation marks the transcript as partial. The transcript is spliced from 11 exons. Gene Ontology annotation, cellular component: membrane; voltage-gated potassium channel complex. Gene Ontology annotation, biological process: potassium ion transmembrane transport.